UCUCUCUCUCUCUCUCUCUCUCUCUCUCUCUCUCUCUCUCUCUCUCUCUCUGUCUUACUACAACCACAACUGCUAUUACUACGCCUGCCACUACUACUUUUGCUACUACUACUACUCUAUAACAACAACUACUACUACUGCUGCUACUACUACUACCACUGCUACUAUUACUACUACAACAACUACUACUACUGCUACUACUACUAUUACUACUACCACUACUACUACUAACUAAAAUUACAGAAAACUUACAGAAAUUCAGGAGCAACAAAUAAAAGAGAAAAGAAAAAAGUGAAAAGUUUUGAAACAUCAGUUAACUUAGUGUGUACGUGAAAGUGUGUGCGUGUUUGUGUGUACGUACGUGAGAAAAAACACACAUGAGACCUGCAGACGUACACAUAAUGGAGGCGUGUACGUUUUAUUGAAAGCUGAAGUGUACAUAGACUGCUGCCUUGACACACACACACACACACACACACACACACUCAAAGACAGUCAUGUGGAUGGUGUACACAUUAGUAAUUCUCCUCUUCUCGUCCACGGCAGGAGCGAGGAACCUACUGGGCCGCGUGGAGGUGCCUCAGUACGCCUUUGAGGGGGAGAAGGCGACGUUAAAGUGCAUUUUCAACCUGCGGGCCACGCGUCUUUACUCUCUGAAGUGGUAUCAUAACAACACAGAGUUCUACAGAUACGUGCCCACUGAGAGAAAGAAGCAUUUCACCCUGCAACCUUCGUCUGUGUUCACUGUGACGGAGGUGUUUCGGAGCGAGCGAGAGGUGGUGGUGUCCCUGGGGAGGCUGCGAAGAGGCGCCUCAGGUCACUACAGGUGUGAGGUGAUUGCCGAGCACCCCUCCUUCAGAACUGAGGCAGCGGGGGCGUACAUGAUGGUGUUAGCAGAGACCCUGGGGCCGCCCGUGCUGGUGGGGGGACGAGAAAUUUAUGAGCCUACGGAGGUGAUCAAGGUGGGGUGCCAGGCCAGAGUGUCUUCCCAGCCCGCUCCUCGACCCUCCCUGCAGUGGCUCAUUGAGGGAAACAAGGUGGACGACAGGUGGGUGCGCCCCUACGCCACGCCCCACGGACACCACGGCAUCGCUCUGCACGUGCCCGGCCGCCUGGUAGCGGAGGAGGGAGGCAGCAUGCGAGCGGAGUGCCAGGCGACCCUUGGCACCCACCGCCACAGUGCCUACAAGGUGCUCCGAGUUAGGGUCAGGCUUAUUUCCUACCUGGAUGACUACUAUUCCACAGGCACCACUCUUCAUACGCCUGGCAGCCGCGUCACCGCUGUUGUUGCCGCUGCAGUUGUCGUACUCAAGUUUCCUUAUUAGACUCAGAAGAAGAGGAGCAGGGAAAGAAGGAAGAAAAGGAGGUGAAGGAAGAAGAUGAAGAAAUAGAAAAAGAAGAAAAGUGGGAGAGGAGAAUGAGAAGGAGGAGGAGAAGAAGAAGAAAUAGCAAUAACAACAAUAAAAAUAACAUAAAAGAAGAAAUAAGAUAGAACAACAACAACAGCAACAACAACAACAACAACAACAACAAUAAUAGAAGCAGCAGAAGCAACAACACGAAAGAAAAAGAAGAAGAAGAAGAAGAGUAUUAUACAAAGACAUUUUUAUAAACUAGAAAUAGAAUAACAUUAGAGAAAAUAAUUAAUUGUGUGUUAGUUAGACGUUUCCAGAGAGAGAGAGAGAGAGAGAGAGAGAGAGAGAGAGAGAGAGAGAGAGAGAGAGAGAG
Messenger RNA from Scylla paramamosain (green mud crab), 1728 nucleotides. RefSeq lists its product as uncharacterized. The coding region runs from base 498 to 1325 and encodes 275 amino acids. NCBI's taxonomy places the organism in Eukaryota, Metazoa, Arthropoda, Malacostraca, Decapoda, Portunidae. The record is from RefSeq and is a predicted model, not a curated record. The transcript has 7 exons.